AUGCGUCGGAGACCCCCGCCUCGCUCCCGUGUCUCCUGGGAGACGUGCCGAGGGCUUUCGGCUUCGGACGCCGGGGCGGAGGCCGCCUCGGGGUGGCGACAGAUGAGGGACGCGCGCGAGGGCGGCCCCAUCGCAAACGCGUUUCACCUGCGGCGGGCCGCUCGGGACGACGGCACCGUUUGCCGCGACCUGCGCCCGUCGUGUCCUCUGACCGCGCGGCGCGGGGCGGGGUGGGGCGGCGCGGGCCGGUUCCGGCGCUGGAGGAGCUCUCGGCGGCGGCCUCGUGCGCCUGUCCGCGUGAACCCCGGCGACAGGGUAGGGUGGAGCGUCAAGGCCGGGACCUCUGUGCCUGUGCGCGGGCUCGGGGCCAGCCGGCUGACCCACUUCCGCCGCCGGCGGGCCGGGGGGCCUGGGCGUCGGAGCCAUUUUUCUCACGACCCUCUGGCUCGGGCACACGUGAAUAACUGUGUUGGUGACCGGUGUAGGGAAGGAAGACAUUUCCUCGUCCCAAAUAUUGGAUAUGGAUUAUUUUCGUCGACACUGGUUAGGGGUGAGGACACUAGUAGGUGCGUCCACCACAUCCAGCCUCCUCCAGCACCUCCAACAUGUUUCAGGGCGAGAAGUCCCGUGUCCUCUCAGGACCACGACUGCGUUAUUAAAUGCUGCAAGAAGGUCCUUCUGGUUGUGCUAUGUGGGACGCUGCCUCAGCAUGGCCUGAUGGGCGGUGCUAUGUCUGCACCCAGGAUCCAAACCCACGAAACCCUGGGCCACCAAAGCAGAGUGUGCGAACUCAACCACUCAGCCAUGGGGCCGGCCCCUGAAAACAGGAUUUUAAAAGAUUGCUUUUAGGUUUUUUCUAUGAAUGAAAGUAGUUUUAAGGUAGACAGAUGUGUGUUAAUAAAAUAAUUUGAUGCAGGGAGAGUUUGGAGCAUGUUAUCAGGACAGUAACAUAAAAAUGACAUGGAGAAAACAGCAAAAAAAUUUACUUUGAAAUUACUGUGUGGUAGUUUAAUCAGUGUUCUCAAAUAAUAAUGAAUGAAGACUAACUUUGCCAAAAGCUUGUAUUUUAGAAUGUUUUGUUUUUGUGAUUUUUAAAACAUUAUAUUAAGAUAUCAAGCUAUUACUGUAGAUGGGAACCAGCCUGCAUUAGUUAGUGUUCUCUUUUGUAUUAGAGAGGGGCGGUGAACCCCAUGAGGGUUUAUACUUGGAAAACAUAGUUUACGUUUAAAUGAUUAUUUGACCAACUUAUUUUGAGGUAUAAAAUACAUACAGUUAGUGUUUGCUCAUGAUUAUAUAUUGGUGAAAAGAUAUUUGAAAGAGUAUUAGGAAAAAAAAGUGACAAUUCCAAGGAGCUACAUCAAUAUUUAAGAUAAAGAUAAAAUGACUAACAAGGUUUACAAUAUACACAAAAGGGUUUUCAUAAAUAUUUGUUCUAAGGUGCCUGAUGAUAACUAAAAGAGAUUUUUCCUACUUUUGCCUUUGUAAAUCCCCUUAUUAAAAGAAAGCGUGCUAAUACUGUCAAAA
Molecule: messenger RNA, 1524 nt
Organism: Equus caballus (horse)
Lineage: Eukaryota; Metazoa; Chordata; Mammalia; Perissodactyla; Equidae
Source: RefSeq, a predicted model, not a curated record